This is a messenger RNA of Chelmon rostratus (copperband butterflyfish), 576 nucleotides long. RefSeq names its product glutathione peroxidase 2 (gene gpx2). The transcript is spliced from 2 exons. Gene Ontology annotation, biological process: response to oxidative stress. NCBI's taxonomy places the organism in Eukaryota, Metazoa, Chordata, Actinopteri, Chaetodontiformes, Chaetodontidae. The record is from RefSeq and is a predicted model, not a curated record. Gene Ontology annotation, molecular function: glutathione peroxidase activity.
AUGACGUUCAUCGCCAAGACGUUCUACGACCUGAGGGCCACCACGCUGGAGGGAGACUCGGUGGAUUUCAACGUGUUCAGGGGACGGGUGGUGCUCAUCGAGAAUGUGGCCUCGCUCUGAGGCACCACCGCCCGGGACUUCAGCGAGCUCAACCAGCUUCAGAGCAAGUACCCCCAUCGGCUGGUGGUCCUGGGCUUUCCUUGUAAUCAGUUUGGAUAUCAGGAGAACUGCUCCAAUGGCGAGAUCCUGAAUUCCUUGCAGCAUGUGCGUCCAGGUGGAGGCUUUCAGCCUAACUUCACCAUGUUUGAGAAGUGUGCCGUCAACGGAACAAACACACAUCCGGUCUUUGCCUAUCUUAAAGACAAGCUACCCUAUCCCGAUGACGACCCCAACUCCCUAAUGCAGGACCCCAAAUUUCUGAUUUGGAGUCCCAUCAACAGGAACGACGUCUCUUGGAACUUUGAGAAAUUCCUCAUCGGGCCAGAGGGAGAGCCCUUUAAAAGAUACAGCAGAAAGUUCCCCACCAUCGACAUCGAGCCUGACAUUCAAAGACUGUUAAGACUAACCAAGACCUAA